Purpureocillium lilacinum is the source of this 765-nucleotide messenger RNA. Its product is annotated as mitochondrial 37S ribosomal protein uS11m. The record is from RefSeq and is a predicted model, not a curated record. Gene Ontology annotation, molecular function: structural constituent of ribosome. Lineage: Eukaryota; Fungi; Ascomycota; Sordariomycetes; Hypocreales; Ophiocordycipitaceae. Gene Ontology annotation, biological process: mitochondrial translation. Gene Ontology annotation, cellular component: mitochondrial small ribosomal subunit; ribosome.
AUGAGCCGGCCAUUGACCAGUCGCCUCGCGGCGCGCACACACACGCUCCUCCUUCGACCAUCACGGCCUCUCGCGCCUCAAUGCACCGCCCUUCGCCUCCGAGACGGCGCCCAAUCCUUCUCGCACUCGAGCACGCGAUGGGACGAGCAAAAGGGCGACGGCCGGCCCAAGCGGGUGCCGGCGCGGCCCCGGACCGAGUCGCUCCUUGAGAACAUCUACGGCGCCUCGCAGCCGGCGCGCGGCCGGCCUACACCGCAGCAGCAGCAGCAGCAACCCAACCCCAUGUCGGACCUCUCGCAGAGCAUGGUCUUCCAGGCCCUCAACAAGUCCAACAUCGACACGAGCGCCCUUUCGGGCAGGCCGUCCGAGGCCGUCCAGCCACGCGACGACGAGCUGGAGCCCUACCACUUCCACAUCCACUCCCACAAGCACAACACGCACAUCACCUGCACCAAGCCCAACCGCGAGCCCAUCAUCUCCAUGUCCUGCGGCAACAUCGGCUUCCGCAAGUCGCGCCGCGGCACUUUCGACUCGGCCUACUCGCUCACCAAGUACGUCCUCGAGCGCCUCAUCCACACCGGCUGGCCCAUGAAGAUCAAGCGCAUCGAGCUGGUCCUGCGCGGCUUCGGCCAGGGCAGGGAGGCCGCCGUCAAGGUGCUCAUGAGCCCCGAGGGCAAGGUCUUCCGCGACAAGAUUGUCCGCGUGGCCGACUCGACGAGGAUCAAAUUUGGAGGAACGCGGAGCGAGAAGCCCAGGCGCCUGUAA